AUGUCUUCUUCAAAAAUCACUCUCUUUCGUAGGACCGUUUUGCCAACUCACUUCGUUACUCGUAGAGUUCGAUGCCUUCAGUCGCCGGGUCUUAUGUUGAGGAACUCGAGACCUUACUUAUUUCAUUCGUCGUCGUCGAAAAAUUUUACAAAUAUAAAAAAUGCCGAGACUAGUAAGUCUGAAGCUGUGAUACAGGAAGGUUCUAAUGCUCCCGAAAAGAAACUGGCGUCUUCUCUUAAAGAACUGGUGCAAAAGAAGUUUACUGGUAUCUCAAAAAAACUAAAUCCUGACACUCCGCCGUCUGGGAAAAAUAUAUGGAAUUUUAUACGGGACAACUGGAAGCAAGUUCUGGGGGCUGGCAUACUAGCGGACUUUCUUUUUGCUUUGGCUAUGAAUAAGUUCAGCGAGUAUCGUGUCAAUUCAGCUUUAAAAAAUGGUACUCGGCCCAAGUCAAAAGUGCUGGAAGAUGAGUUUGUUCCUCGACCUCAAAUUUCAGAAAUCCUUAAGAAAAUUUUUCAGCCAAAUGAACAUCAAUCAUAUUAUCACGUCGUUUGCGGAGAACAUGGCACUGGGAAGACAACAUUGACCAGAAUGGAGGCAAAAAACGUUGGGAAAGGUGUCAUAUAUGUUGAUAUUCCCUCCGAUUUUGAGAACUUGGGAGAAGCUUUUGGAAAGGCUAUUAAUUUGUCAUUCUUCGAAGACAUCUCUAUUACAACCCUACUGAUGCGGAAAUUUUUUUCUGGGAUGGGUGUGACUAGUGAAUCUGCCAUUUCCCUUUAUCAAUGGAGGAGAGUUAUGAAAAUUUUUCGACAUGCCUCAGAAGUGUACAAAAAAAAGUAUCACAAACCACCUAUUAUCAUUUAUGACAAUAUCAGCCGAAUAGUAAAGGAGAACCCAAAAAUUCUUGAUAUACUUCAAGAUGACGCAAAGGAUAAUGCUGAUGAUAGAGCAUACAUCGCAGUAUUUGUCAGUAGUGAAGGGAGUGUAACUCGAAGAAUGGAAACUCGUAGUGCAUGGUCACGUGCAGAAAAACCAGUGAUGGAAAUUGGUGAUCUUAGCGAAAAAGAGUCAAAGGAUUAUCUGAUUAAGAGGUGCACAAUCAAGGAAGAGAAAAAGGGCAAGUUUAUUAGAACGGAAUGCAAGAUCAAUGAUGAACAAGUAAAUGAAUUAUAUAAAUUAGUUGGUGGACGCGCUGUUGAUCUAAAGGCUGUGGCGAACAAAUUUCUAGCUGGACACUCUCUCGAAGUCAUCAAACAACAAGUCUUAACCGAAGUUGAAAAGAAAUUCCAAUCUGCACAACUCCUUCCAAAUGAUCCACAUUACGAAGUAGGAAAGUGUAUUAUUAGUGAUUUGUUAGAGUAUAAAGAGAUUAGUUUUUUAACAUUUAAGAAAUAUUUCAAUAAGAUUGAUGAAUUAAAUGAAGUGUUAGGAAGCAACAUAUUUGCAUAUCAUCCGAAAAAAAACACAGUGACCUUUCAAUCUCAAUCAGUAGAAUAUUAUAUUCAGAAAAACUCUGAUAUAUUUGUUAAAGAAAAAUCCAUAAAAUAA
Molecule: messenger RNA, 1548 nt
Organism: Funneliformis mosseae
Lineage: Eukaryota; Fungi; Glomeromycota; Glomeromycetes; Glomerales; Glomeraceae
Source: the annotation of a GenBank genome assembly